CCUCCUGGCAACUUUCUGCUCUUCUCUCCCCCUCCUACACAAUCCAAACACCAGCAAUUCUUGACACCUUCUUCUUUUUACACAAGACACAAUCGUAAUCCUUAGUCCUUCUGAUACCCUCUUCUACAGCUAUCACUUUCCUCCGUUCUAUCGAGUGGACUACGUCUCCCACAGGCGACCCAACAAACUCCCUUUCCCACAUUCUCACAGCCGCACUCAGGCAUCAUGUUCGUGAGAAAGCGCGAUGGUCGCCAGGAGCGCGUCCAGUUCGACAAGAUCACUGCCAGAGUGUCGAGGCUAUGCUAUGGCCUCGACAUGGAGCACGUUGAUCCGGUUGCUAUCACGCAGAAGGUCAUUUCUGGUGUCUAUGGCGGUGUCACCACCGUGCAGCUCGACGACUUGGCCGCCGAGACCGCCGCGUACAUGACCGUCACCCACCCCGACUACGCCAUCCUGGCUGCUCGCAUCGCAGUUUCCAACCUCCACAAGCAAACCAAGAAGCAAUGGUCUGCCGUCGUCAGUGAUCUCUAUCACUACGUCAACCCUAAGAACGGCAAGGCGUCGCCCAUGAUUGCCAAGGACACAUACGAUGCCGUCAUGAGGCAUAAGGAAGAGCUCGACUCUGCCAUUGUAUACGACCGCGACUUCAACUACCAGUACUUCGGCUUCAAAACCUUGGAGAGAUCAUACCUCCUCAAGCUUGACGGCAAGAUCGCUGAGAGGCCGCAACACAUGAUCAUGCGUGUCGCCGUUGGCAUCUGGGGUGACGACGUUGAGCGCGUCAUCGAAACCUACAACCUGAUGUCCAGCAAGUUCUUCACGCAUGCCUCUCCCACACUCUUCAACGCUGGUACCCCACAGGCCCAGCUAUCCUCCUGCUUCCUCGUCGACAUGAAGGAAGACUCCAUCGAGGGUAUCUAUGACACCCUCAAGACUUGCGCCAUGAUCUCCAAGAUGGCCGGUGGUAUCGGCCUCAAUGUUCACCGCAUUCGUGCCACUGGCUCCUACAUUGCCGGCACCAAUGGUACCUCCAACGGCGUUGUCCCUAUGCUUCGUGUCUUCAACAACACUGCUCGCUACGUUGACCAGGGUGGUAACAAGCGUCCCGGUGCCUUUGCCAUCUACCUUGAGCCUUGGCACGCCGACGUCUUCGACUUCUUGGAUCUGCGCAAGAACCACGGAAAGGAGGAGGUCCGCGCUCGUGACCUCUUUCUUGCCCUCUGGAUUCCCGAUCUCUUCAUGAAGAGAGUCGAGAAGAACGGAGACUGGACUCUUAUGUGCCCCAAUGAGUGCCCAGGCUUGGCCGACUGCUACGGCGAGGAGUUUGAGGCCUUGUAUGAGAAGUACGAACAGAUGGGCAAGGGACGCAAGACCAUGAAGGCUCAGAAGCUCUGGUAUGCUAUCCUUGAGGCUCAGACCGAGACUGGCAACCCCUUCAUGCUCUACAAGGAUGCCGCCAACCGCAAGAGCAACCAGAAGAACCUUGGUACCAUUCGCAGCUCUAAUCUGUGCACUGAGAUCAUUGAGUACUGCGCUCCUGACGAGGUCGCUGUCUGCAACCUGGCCUCGCUCGCACUUCCCACUUUUGUUGACUACAACGAGGGUGUCUACGACUUCCAGAAGCUCCACGAGGUGACCCAGGUUGUUGUCCGCAACCUGAACAGAAUCAUCGACGUCAACCAUUACCCUGUUCAAGAGGCUCGCAACAGUAACAUGCGCCACCGCCCCAUUGGUCUCGGUGUGCAGGGUCUUGCCGAUGCCUUCCUGGCUCUUCGCAUGCCCUUCGAGUCUCCCGAAGCCCGCGACCUCAACAAGAAGAUCUUCGAGACCAUCUACCACGCUGCCCUCACCAUGUCUGUGCAGCUGGCUAAGGAGGAGGGCCCAUACCAGACGUACGAGGGCUCGCCUGUCUCACAGGGCAUCCUUCAGUAUGACAUGUGGAAUGUCAAGCCUUCGGACCUCUGGGACUGGGACUCUCUGAAGGAACAGAUCAAGCAGCACGGUGUCCGCAACUCUCUGCUCGUCGCGCCCAUGCCGACUGCCAGCACUUCGCAGAUCUUGGGCAACAACGAGUGUUUUGAGCCCUACACCUCCAACAUCUACCAGCGCCGUGUCCUUGCUGGCGAGUUUCAGGUCGUCAACCCUUGGCUUCUUAAAGACCUCGUCGAUAUGGGCCUAUGGUCCGAUGCCAUGAAGAAUCGUAUCAUCGCCGAGAACGGUUCAAUUCAGAACAUUCCCAACAUCCCCACAGAGGUCAAGGCUCUGUACAAGACCGUUUGGGAAAUCUCCCAGCGUACUGUCGUUCAGAUGGCUGCCGAUCGUGGUGCCUUCAUUGACCAGUCGCAGUCGCUCAACAUUCACAUGAAGGAUCCCACUAUGGGCAAGAUCACCAGCAUGCACUUCGCCGGCUGGAAGCUCGGUCUCAAGACGGGCAUGUACUACCUGCGUACACAGGCCGCUGCUGCGCCUAUUCAGUUCACCGUUGACCAGGAGGCGCUCAAGGUCACUGACAGCGCCAUUGGCAAGGUUCUCAAGAAGCGCGCGCCGCCCCCAGGCCACGUCGCCGCUCCCGUCGUGAACGUCCCCAGGCCCAUGUAUGCGAAGAAGGACUCCUCUGCGCAAGACAACGGCAUCCCCACACCCAGCGUCACCCCCCCUCCCCCGCGGACUGCUCCCGCGCAGAAGCCUGAUACCAUGAAGGCCGAUGUGGCUGAGGGUGACAGCCCGAGAGCUCUGCCCACUGAGCCUGUCGAGAAGCUCAAGAUCGAGGAGCUUCCGAUUGCCGGAAGCAAGACACCCGAUGCAGAGGACAAGACGGAAGACAGCAAGGAGCGUGAGAUGGACAUCUAUUCCGAGGCUGUUCUUGCCUGCAGCAUCGAGAACCCCGAGUCCUGCGUCAUGUGCAGCGGUUAAAGAGCACGGAUGGUAUGAUGGAACUGACGGCUGAUGACACGCGUUGAUGGCAUAUAAAGGGGUUCGGGGCAUUUCAUUGUGGGAUCACGUUGGUAAUAGUUGAUUUUUGGGCUCAUGAGGGUGGCAUCGGUUAAGGACACCCCUAUUGUAUUUGUUUCCACGCACAGCGGUCAGCAGAGGCUCACCCGCCGGCGAACCGGAUUCUCGUGCCGUACAUGUUGUAUUGUCUCUGUCUGGGUAUCCCGAUAGUACACAGUCUGGCGUUGGGAUGAAUUCCUGGUUGGUAUCAUCUUCUAGCAGUAGUAUAAUUGUUUUGCCUUUAUCAGACCACUGCUCAUGAUGCUCGCUGGUCGGCCGAGCUUGGUGAUUUGUGACAUGCUUGACUUGUUUUUGAGACAUACUGUCUGCGAGGCCUCCUCGCUGUGUGACAUCGACGCGACCAACCGGACCGAGACAGUCGGCGUUGAGUGGUCUACCGUCUUGUGUCCCUGCUUUCCUUUCUGCACGUCGAGCUACCUGCGCUAGCCUAGGCAAUGCAUAUGUGCGGGCAUGCCGGGACCGAUCGUGACAACAUUCAAGCGGGACUCUCAGCUGUGCAGGGCCAACACAAAUACCGGUCUACAGAGGCUGAUCGCGCUUGUCGGGCCUUGCCACAAAAUGCUCCAGGCCAGGCUUAAGGAACCACAGAACCCUCCCUUGGCUAGUGGCGGUGGGACGCCCGAC
Colletotrichum destructivum is the source of this 3636-nucleotide messenger RNA. Its product is annotated as Putative ribonucleotide reductase large subunit, ATP-cone domain-containing protein. Lineage: Eukaryota; Fungi; Ascomycota; Sordariomycetes; Glomerellales; Glomerellaceae. The record is from RefSeq and is a predicted model, not a curated record. Gene Ontology annotation, molecular function: ATP binding; ribonucleoside-diphosphate reductase activity, thioredoxin disulfide as acceptor. Gene Ontology annotation, cellular component: ribonucleoside-diphosphate reductase complex. The transcript is spliced from 4 exons. Gene Ontology annotation, biological process: DNA replication; deoxyribonucleotide biosynthetic process. The coding region runs from base 226 to 2913 and encodes 895 amino acids.